Molecule: messenger RNA, 1407 nt
Organism: Telopea speciosissima
Lineage: Eukaryota; Viridiplantae; Streptophyta; Magnoliopsida; Proteales; Proteaceae
Product: kinesin-like protein KIN-14T
Exons: 10
Biological process (GO): microtubule-based movement
Molecular function (GO): ATP binding; microtubule binding; microtubule motor activity
Source: RefSeq, a predicted model, not a curated record
UGGACAAGAUUGAUCAGAAAGGAAUGAGAAGGAGGGGUGUCCUAUACACUUGAAGUUAUUACACCUCUGAGCACCAUGGAAUCAAGAAAAUCUGUUCAGAAUCUUGCUCAGUCUAUCCAUUCUCUUCUAGGAUUUAAGACUCGUCUAACUUCUACCUGGGCAGAUUCAGUUUGUAAAAUAAUCAACAACUUAUCAUCUCAAGAUUCAACAGAUGGUUCUCAGAUAAAAUUUCAAAACUGCAAUUCAGACUAUUCAGAGGCUUCCAAUGAAAACGAAGAUGCUGAUAAUGGUGCUGCUGUUUCAAAAAUAUAUGAUGAUCUUGCUGCCUUGACUGCCCAUCUAAAUGAACUGAACUUAAAGAAGAGACAGGCCUUGAAGAACUUUUUGGAUUUGAAGGGGAAUAUCCGUGUGUUUUGUCGCAUAAGACCCAUCCUCGAUGAGGAGAAAUUUAGCCAUCUGGCACCUGUCGUUGCAUCGGAUUCCAAUAAUGUGGUUUUAAAACUUGCCAACAAUAAGACAAAACAUUACACUUUCGACAAGGUUUUCCACCAGGGUUCAUCACAAGGUAUGGAAGUCUUUUCAGAAAUUGCGCCAGUGAUAAAAUCUGUGAUGGAUGGCUACAAUGUAUGCAUUUUUGCAUAUGGGCAGACGGGAACUGAAAAGACUUUCACCAUGGAAGGUAAACCCGAUUGUCCGGGGAUUGUGCCUCAUGCAAUCAAUGAACUUUUCAAGCAAGCAGUUGAUAGCAACCACUCUUUUCUCUUCACUUUCAGUAUGCUUGAGAUUUACAUGGGCAAUCUCAGAGACUUGCUUGUCCCCAAAAUGACAAAACCAACAGAUCGUUUUACAAAAUGCCUGUCAAUUAUAAAUGAUCCCAAGGGAGGCAUUGAGAUUGACAACCUUGUGGCAAUUGGAGUGAAUGACUUCAACCAAGCUAUGAAUCUGUAUAGAUUGGGUAGGCAAUCCAGGUCAACUGCUUCUACAAAUGCCAACAUCAAUUCAAGCAGAUCUCACUGCUUGAUCCGCUUAUCCUUGACUAGCUUUAAUGCUCCAUCAAGGCGAAAGGAAACAAAUAAAAUAUGGAUGAUUGAUUUGGGUGGAAGUGAACGGUUGUUGAAGACAAAGGCAUGGGGAAGACGACUGGAGGAAGGAAAAGCCAUCAACCUAUCACUCUCUGCCCUUGGUGAUGUCAUCAUUGCACUCCAGAAAGGGAAACCUCAUGUACCAUACAGGAAUAGCAAACUCACUCAAGUUCUUAGGGAUUCCCUAGGUGAGGAUUCAAAAACACUAAUGCUUGUUCAUAUUAGUCCCAAAGAAGAAGAUUUGUGCGAGUCUGUAUGCUCCUUGGGUUUUGCAACAUGGGUGAGAAGAAUUCACCUAAGGAAUGAGGCAUCAGUGGAAAUGCAG